Bufo gargarizans (Asiatic toad) is the source of this 1101-nucleotide messenger RNA. RefSeq names its product homeobox protein ARX-like. The transcript has 5 exons. Gene Ontology annotation, biological process: regulation of transcription by RNA polymerase II. Gene Ontology annotation, molecular function: RNA polymerase II transcription regulatory region sequence-specific DNA binding; DNA-binding transcription factor activity, RNA polymerase II-specific. The record is from RefSeq and is a predicted model, not a curated record. Lineage: Eukaryota; Metazoa; Chordata; Amphibia; Anura; Bufonidae. Bases 1 to 1101 code for a protein of 366 amino acids.
AUGUCCUCCUAUGUCCAGUACCUGCUGCAUCUUCCCUACAUCACAGAGAAGAGUCACUCACCAACCAUGCAGACUCCAGCACCCUCAUCCCUGGACAGCUCCAAAGAUCCCCAGCCUCCUGCUCAGCUCCUCACCUCCUACUUCAUAGACAACAUUCUGGGGAGAGCUCAGAGUCCUGGGGGCAAGAACAGUCCCAGAGAGGAACUCAGGCUGAAAAGUGCUGUUCAGAAAGAUGAUUCCUCCCUUCCGAUGAUUAUAUAUGACCCAGCAUCCCGUGUCCAAGAAAACACUUUAGACAGUUCAUCAUCCAAAGGGGCCAAUGGAACUAUUCGUACAGAAAACGAAUCAAAGAACAUCCGUGAGACUCGAAAUGGUGAAAAUAAGGAGCAAAGUGACGAAGAGCUGAAUGCUGGUUCUGAACUGACCAUGGCCGCAGGAAAUGGAAAAAGGAAGCAGCGCCGAUACCGCACCACUUUCAGUAACCUCCAGCUAGAAGAGCUGGAGAGGGCUUUCAUGAAGUCACAUUAUCCAGAUGUGUUUACCAGAGAGGACCUUGCUAUGCGGCUGAACUUAACUGAAGCAAGAGUGCAGGUUUGGUUCCAGAAUCGAAGAGCAAAAUGGAGAAAACGUGAAAAGUCAGACCUGCUGGGGGGUGUCCCUGCUUUCCCCAUCAGACAUCCUUUUGGUCUAUAUCUUGAUCUUCCUAUAAAUUCCAGCCAUCUUAUUGACCCGGUCUGGAGAACAAUCCCUCUUUCAACAGUGACUACCCCAACUGUCAAUCCAGCCUUCACCACAUCAUACCAAGGCUCCCUCAAUCUGAAUCACAUGUCUUGGGCAUCACUUCUCCAAAACCCUGUCUUUACACCUUACUUUGGAAGGUUUCUCAGUGUUCUUAACCCAUUGGUCACCACACCUCCUCUACUUCUGAAAAGUCCAACUUCUACUACAGACUCUGAACUUCUGAGUGAUACAUCUGGUGGAGAUUGGAAACCUGUGCCCACUGUGGGAGCACUGAGACUUGUCCCCAAGGAUCAUGCUGAGCAAGUGUCUCCUGUUAAUUUGCUUUCGAGUUUCUCCAGUGUUAAUAAAGACCUAUGCUGA